AUGAAAACCGUAUCCCCGCCACACGUUAGCCCCGAGCGGGCCAAGCACCUCGAGCGCAACCGCGUCGCCGCCAACAAAUGUCGCGAACGCAAGAAGCGAGAGCACAAGCAAAUCGAGCGUCGUCUCAGUGACGAAACCGAAAAGAAAGAAAUCCUCCUCGCCCAACUGAACUCUCUACGAGAAGAAGUCUGGGGUCUGAAAAACAUCAUCUUCCAACAUGCCGAGUGCGAUGAUCAUCGAAUCAAUAACCAACUCGCGCAAAUGACCCAGACUGUCCUCGCAGGGCCGGUACCCGAAAUGGUCAUGAGCGCCUCGCCAAAGUCGCCUACCUCGCCCACCUCGCCCACCCAAACCUGGUCGGAUGAGUCGGUCGCAGAUGAUAAUGUCAAGCUGAUCGACCCGGGCGCAUCUGAUCCUAUCGACUGGUCUUCACUGCCUCCUAAAGAUAUGAUCUAUGAUCCUGUCUUGACGGAAUCCAUAUUCGAUAAUUUCAUUGAUGCGGACAACCUAUACACGUAG
Penicillium brevicompactum is the source of this 519-nucleotide messenger RNA. Its product is annotated as bZIP transcription factor. The transcript has a single exon. Bases 1 to 519 code for a protein of 172 amino acids. NCBI's taxonomy places the organism in Eukaryota, Fungi, Ascomycota, Eurotiomycetes, Eurotiales, Aspergillaceae. The record is from RefSeq and is a predicted model, not a curated record. Gene Ontology annotation, molecular function: RNA polymerase II cis-regulatory region sequence-specific DNA binding; DNA-binding transcription factor activity, RNA polymerase II-specific. Gene Ontology annotation, biological process: regulation of transcription by RNA polymerase II.